Hordeum vulgare subsp. vulgare (domesticated barley) is the source of this 569-nucleotide messenger RNA. Its product is annotated as protein MHF2 homolog. Gene Ontology annotation, biological process: kinetochore assembly; DNA repair; replication fork processing. Gene Ontology annotation, cellular component: Fanconi anaemia nuclear complex; FANCM-MHF complex. Lineage: Eukaryota; Viridiplantae; Streptophyta; Magnoliopsida; Poales; Poaceae. The record is from RefSeq and is a predicted model, not a curated record. Bases 65 to 394 code for a protein of 109 amino acids. The transcript is spliced from 5 exons.
AAAUCGCCCCCCUCAUCCCGCCCACCUUCUUGCAUCUGCCGCUCUUGUGAAACCGCGAGUCGCCAUGGACGACGAAGAGACGCGCGAGGAACGCGACGAGACCUUCCAUCCGGAUCUGAUCCGCGCGAUAUUCAAGCUCGUGUGGAGCCGGCGGACCGACAGGGACGUCGUCGUGGACGAGGCCGUAGACAUCGAGCCUGCUGCGGAGACGUCGAGGAGGAACAAGAGUACCUCUGCGAAUGCAAGUGCACUGCAAGUGAGCUGCGAACUUCUUCGGAUGUUUGUCGCAGAGGCUGUCCAGCGCUGUGCUAUUAUCGCUGAAGCAGAGGGGACGACCACAAUCGAGCCCACCCACCUGGAGCGAGUCUUGCCACAGCUUCUUCUGGACUUCUAGCUACCCUUCUUGGUACCUGUCUCGGACACACAGAUGGAUAGCCAAAUUGCCUCAAGCAAUCCAUAAUCUUGUACCGCAGUAACGAGAAUGUUGUUUGUGUAAGCUUCUCCAUGCUUGCUAAGUCACCCUAACAAACCAAACCAGUUUUUUUAAAUGGCACUGCUGCCCUGAUUCA